ACGUCGACGUCCGUCAGUGUGAUGUAGAGCUUUGAACGAGAAACACGACCCCGACGACACGCGGACCUACAGCUCGAAUUCCGGCAGGACCACCCUAACUGCGCCAAAGACGCCUAGCCUCAAACGGAGGAGGGACGAAAAAGGACUUUGGUCUAGCACCCGCGCGCCAGUUUUCCGAGGAAAUCGAUUAUUUUUGACGUGCGCGCGUGUGUCAUUGUGCGAGUGUGUGUUCGUCUGCGGGACAGAAUUUUCCCUUUUUGCCGAAAAUUUUCCCAAUUUUUCAUCCUCUGUCGCCGCCCACAGGAGGCUGCAGUUUUUCGUCUCGUUCUCUCACUCUUUCUCGGGCUCACUCUGGUGUCAUCAAUUAUUUGCAAGUGAUAGAAGAUAAUUUGUCGCCAGGAGAGAAGAAGAGAGCACUCAAAAGAGUGUGUGUGUGUGUUUUUGGGGAAAAUUCAAACGACAUCGCAAGGAAAAUAAGUAACGAAAUCAAAAAAUCGAUCAACCGUACAAGAAUGUGGAGAAGAGCAAAAGAAUGAUGGCAGUGAGGAGUGCAUAAGAGCCAAAGAAGCAAAAGAAAAAAAGCUGAACCAGACGAAAUUUCUCUGUGAUUUUUAGUUUAAAAAUACGAAUAAUUCAAGUAGCAAAAGAAAGCGACACACACAGUGACAAAAUAAGCAGAAAUAAAAAUCAUCAAAAGAGUGCAAAAAGUUCACACAUCCAAAAAACCAAAACCAACACCUAAGGUUUCGCUGUCUCGCAGCAUCCGAAAAAUCGCCAAGUAAAACAUCUCAAAAAAGUAGCCAAAACCAACCACAGCAAAAAUGACAACCACGACGGCCGGACCGGCGUCGGCGGCGGUGACCAGCAGCGCCCAAAACACCCAACGGAUGGGCUCCAUCGUCCUCAAGAGCCUCUCCAUUCUGCUAGGGUUGUUCUUCAUCUUUAUCGGGCUCAUGAAACUGACGCCCCACAUCAGCAAGGAACUGCACCGGGAUCUGCGCAAAAACUACGUCAAAUACGCAAAGGUGUUCCCGUGUUCGACGCUGUUCGACUUCAAGCUGCCCUCGAAGUGGUACCGCCGGUCCGUCGGCGGCCUGGAGGUGCUGUGUGGCCUCGCGAUGGUACUCAUUCCCAGCCAUAAAGUGAAAAACGUGGCCAACGUGACGCUGCUGAUGCUGAUGUUCCUGGCCGUCUACUCGCACUACAUGGUGAGCGAUCCGUUCGAGCGGUGCGGUCCGGCCCUGGUGUUCACCUUCAUGCUCAUCGGCCGGCUAGUGAUAUGGUAUCAGUCCAGCAGACGGGAGGCGCAACUCGCCAGCGACAAAGCCACCAACAAUGGCCUCAAGCAGGAAUAAGCAGCCAGGCGUUCGCAAUCUCUGAUCUCAUCAAUAAAUAACAAGCAGCCGAGCGGAAAAUAGAACAUUGCAGUACCCAGCAGGAUAACGAGUCCUCCUACUCCUUCUGGAGCCCAAACUGGAGCUCCUCGUCGAACAGCGGCAUGCGGCACCCACAUGUGAAGAAGAACAAGAUGAAGAAAAUGAACAAACUCGCGGUUGAUGUUUCUCGUGUUCACAAACCUACACUGGUACACACACUUACACAAAAAAAAACACACACAUACACUCACCUUCCUAAGUGUAAAAGAAAAGCAAAAAAGAGAAGAGACUCUACAAGGAUCCGCAAGGAUUCCACUACUAACUUAACUAAUUAGAAUAUCUCUAUUCAACGACCAGAGCAGAGCUGGAAUCUUCUGCCUUUUUUUUUCUUUGGAAUAUAACACGGAAUUUCCCUUCGACCCUCAACGAGCAGCAAAAAUAUGAUUUCCUCCCUUUUUUCUUUCAAUUAUCGAGGAGAAUUCCCACACCAGACGAACAACAAAGUUUGUUUAUAGUUGAAUGUGUUCAUUAGAACAAGAAACUCUACCAUCUCUAGUCAGUUGUAUAAUUUCUUAAAUAGCUAAUCAAGUAAAGGUUAGGGAGAACUAAAGCGGCUCGAGGCUAGCGCAAAUUUCUGUUGUAAUUUUUCGUUCUACUCGCGACUCGCACCCUCGGUAACUCCCGCGGGUGGGAAAGUUUCAAAAUCUAAAACUUAUCUAUUUUGAAGAUAAGCUUAAAAGACUUCGGCGCAACUGUUUCUGUUUUCUCCCAAUUAAUUGAAGGCACUGUAACUUGUUUGUAAAAACCGAGAGAGGUGAAAAUCAUUUAAAUUACACUGAAUGUAAUCAACCAUUGCACAACUAAGAAAAGCACACAACAAACAAAAGCAAGCAGUUUCAUUAGCAGUUGGAGUAAGUUAAAACUAAUAACUUGAUCAUUGAAGCAGCACAUUGUAACAACUUAUAACAAUUAUUACGUCUGCGUCCGUGUGUGUGACUCGAAACAAGUGAAUUUGAUGCUAGGGUUUUAAUCACCAAGAAUGUAAGAGAAUAAAAGACAACCUUUAACCAAAUAAAUGAAAUUAUACUUGCACAAACGUUGUUUCAAGAAAAGAAGUUAUUUGCAGCUAUCGCAAAGAUUACCGAAACAAGCCAACUAAAAAGGCAUAAACUCUCUAAAACAGGCGAAAGGCACUCAACAAAAUAUCACUACAUUUUGCAAUAGAUCAACGCUGAACAGCAUCAGACAACCCAGAGUUACAAGUAAAUAACCAUUGAACAAACGAGACACUACAGAAGCAAAAUAGCCACACUCACAAAACAAAUUACUGAAAGUUUAUACGAAAA
Molecule: messenger RNA, 2722 nt
Organism: Culex quinquefasciatus (southern house mosquito)
Lineage: Eukaryota; Metazoa; Arthropoda; Insecta; Diptera; Culicidae
Product: transmembrane protein 35A
Exons: 4
Coding region: 822-1355 (177 amino acids)
Biological process (GO): chaperone-mediated protein complex assembly; positive regulation of protein localization to cell surface
Cellular component (GO): endoplasmic reticulum
Source: RefSeq, a predicted model, not a curated record